AAAUUUCCAAAACAAGUAAUUCAUUUUGUUGAUAUUUCAGUUUCAAUUCAAAAACAGUUUUUAGAUUAUUUCGAGUCUUUUUCAAAUAAAUUAUUGGCUUUAUUUUUUUCCUCUUUUAAAGAAGUUAUAUUAAUAGAUACCGACACAAUUCCUUUAAUUAACCCUGAUCUAUUUUUUGAAUCAAAUCAAUAUAAAUCCUCCAAAUCGUAUUUUUUUAGAGAUCGUGAGUUAAAUCAUAAAUUUCCAAUCAAUACUAAAAAAUUUUUUUUAAAUUUAUUUCCAAAUUAUAAUGAUACUCAUUUUUUUGAUUUCAAUCAAAUUAAUUGUAAUUUUUCAAGAAUCUUAGGUAAUCCGAGUUUUAAUCACAACAUGGAAAGUGGGAUAGUAGUGCUUGACAAAUAUAAAUAUUUCAAUGGAAUUUUAUUAUCAUUAGUUUUACAAUUCUGGAGACCAAUUACUGCCAACAUUCAUGGUGAAAAGGAAUUAUACUGGUUAAGCCAAUUGAUUGUUGGUAACGACCAAUUCCAAUUUAAUAAAAAUUAUGCAGUCUCUAUUGGUAAAUUAUCUCCAACAACAAAUGAGUUUUCAAAAAUAAAAGCAAAUGAAUUAUGUUCAACUCAUCCAGGUCAUAUAUCUGACGAUAAUGCUACUUUAUUGUGGUUCAAUUCAGGAUUUCUAAACUGCAAAAAUUGGAAUACUUGGGAAGUUGAUUUUCAGUAUGAAUUAGAAUCCGGCUUGCUUGACAAUAACCCCGAUAUUCAAAAAGAUGAUCCUUUUACUUUAAUUAAAUAUUAUACUGACCCAUUAAGAAUUGACGCAUUCUUAAUUCCAGCAAGAGGUAUUAACGAUGAAGUUCAUAUAAAUACACAAGAUCAUUAUGAGCCAAGCACUAACUGGAUAAAAACUAAAAGAUGUAAAAGUUAUCUUUGGUGCGCUUAUGAUCUAAUUAAUGGCGAUGAAAAGAAUUCUGAAGAAAAGGGAAAAAUUGUGUAUAUUAAGGAAACAGACAAGCUAUUAUACAAUUUUUAUGGAGAUAUUUGGGUUUAUUAUCAUAAUUCAAUACCUGAUAUAUGA
Messenger RNA from Ascoidea rubescens DSM 1968, 1074 nucleotides. Its product is annotated as glycosyltransferase family 71 protein. The transcript has a single exon. Gene Ontology annotation, biological process: protein O-linked glycosylation. The annotation marks the transcript as partial. Gene Ontology annotation, cellular component: Golgi apparatus. The record is from RefSeq and is a predicted model, not a curated record. NCBI's taxonomy places the organism in Eukaryota, Fungi, Ascomycota, Saccharomycetes, Ascoideales, Ascoideaceae. Gene Ontology annotation, molecular function: alpha-1,3-mannosyltransferase activity.